AUGCUUGGUGUGAUAGGAAACCUGUGUGUGCCCCUCUCCUCCCCGUCUGCCUGGGCCAAUGGGGAGGUGGUAAAGGGCAACAUACUGGUCACGAGAGCAUCCCACACUAACGCCUUGUGACAAGGUGGUGCCCUUCCACUGUGCUGAACCACUGCUGACACUGAUGUAGCACCACGAUUCCCUGAAGAGAUGGGGAGUGAUGGAGGGAGGGAGACAAAUGGGGGGAGAGAGAUCGAAAGAAAGCGCUAAGGUCAGAAGAGUGGCUGUUUAAGGCCUCUAGUCGUCUGUGUCUGUGGGCUCUUUUCCCUCCUCUCCUGGCAGCUUAUCAGUCUGUGAUUACACCGUUCAUCUUUAAUUAGAAUAUGGUGGAAGUGGAACAGCUCUCGCACGCUCUCUGUGCUGCAGGUGUAGCGGUGUACCAGACAGUUAGAAUAAAGACAUCAACGUUGGUCCUCUGUAGCUCAGCUGGUAGAGCACGGCGCUUGUAACGCCAAGGUAGUGGGUUCGAUCCCCGGGACCACCCAUACACAAAAAAAUGUAUGCACGCAUGACUGUAAGUCGCUUUGGAUAAAAGCGUCUGCUAAAUGGCAUAUUAUAUAUUAUAUUAUAACGUUUCCAGCAGUGACAGUACAUAGGAGAACCUGGAUUCCCACAGAUGCUGGGUACAGAUAAUACCAAAUAAAUAUCAGUAAAAAGGUCAUGUUCUAGAAGUGUCGCCAAACUCAGAAAGCACAUAGUACAGUCACCAGGGGAAUGGUCCCAAAUUUGGGAAAUUCCAGUGUUUCCCCUUUCUUCAUUUAACAGCGGUGGAAUGGUGAAAUGUUUUCAGUGUAAACGUAAAACAACUCAAACCAGAUAUAAAGUAUGUAGAAACGAUAUUGGAGCGAUAUAGUUUUUAAAUAAGAUCAUUUUUGAGAACUAACAAUCACCAAAAUAAAAACUAGACAGUCAGGGAGAAUCAAAAAUUCCAAAAAUGUCAUGGCAUGGGGUUAUAAUGUUUGAGUCAUUCAGAUAGCAAAAGAACACAGCGUAAGCCAUGGAAAAAUGUGUAAAAUUGCAGGAAAUUAGCUAUAAAACUGAAUUGUUUUCUCUCAGCACAAUGAAAGAAUUUGUAGAAUUGCAGGAAAUUAGUUUUAAAACCGCAAUAUUUUGUCUCUGCGGUCAAGAGGAGGGCCUCUAAAAUUUUGGUUGGAAACAGCGCCAUUUGCCACACCCACUUCCGCGCCUCUCCAACACCCCCCACCCUAACUUUGCCACCUCUGCUGAAAACAAUCCUAAGGGAAACACUGUAUUCAGCCCAUUGCAGAUAAAUGGAGAGGAAGACAACUAUCCUCACCUCUUCAAUUAGGUCCCUACACUCAGAACCCCUGCUGUUGACUCCCCCUCGUCCUACCCUCCUCUCUUCCCCUGGUCCCCUUAGGUGGACUUCCUGGAGGAAACCCAGGGGCUCCAUGGGGGAGAAUCUCCAGUGAGAGUCGAACAACAUGACAGACUCACACACAGGAAAUGGAUGGAGAGGACUUGGGAAAUGAAGAAGAAAGAGGGGUAAAACAACACUACAGGGGUCUGUAUCUUCAAACACACACCCCUUUGCAAAGCAAAGUACCAUCUUAUAGAAAAAUAAUUUGAGUGGGUGAAAUGUGUGUCUUUGACAAGAUUGGGCACUGUAGUGCUUUUCUACCUCUGCACUCACUACGUCUAUACACACACACACACAUCUCUCUCAAAGCUUGAUACAUUGGCUACAUGCAGAAAGAUGCAUUUAUGCACAUGCAGGUAGACACACACAAAUGCACAGGUGUGCUCCGGGUUAGCCUGCUAACUAUGGGUGGAAUGCAUGAGAGUACCUCUUGCUGGGAGCUCUUCCCAUGAUCUCGCACUCCACUGUGCUUCUAUGGGUCUCCAGCCUCUCAGAAACAAAGUGCCCCAGAUAAAACAGCUGACUCACUCAGUCGCUCACAACCACAGACUGAGAGGCUCCUGAGCCCCACUAAGAUAUGCUGGAACUGUACUGAUAUACUCCGAGAUAUACUUUAGGUUGCAUUUGCUGUCAAUCAUUCACUGCUGUAGGCCAAAAAAUGCUUCAGAAAAGAGACGUUAGAAAACUCCCAUUGGAUGUCUGCAUCGCUGAUCCUGCCCAUUGAAGUUCGGAGCCCUCACCUCAUUCGCCAGCAUUAUUCAUAGCCUCAGCUGAAUGUUGCUUAGUAAUCCCCUGUGGCCAAUAGCCAGACAGCAGGGUUACUGACAGUUGCCAUUGAUUGCUGAUCCCUUAGCACAGAACUGAGAGGGCACAUACCAGGAACACAGCCUGAAAGGCCAACUGCGCCUUACAUCAUUAGAACAGCUCACUAAAUGUGCAUUUCUCUCUCUGUCAGUCACCUUUUCCCCUCGCUACCCGUCUCAUUCCCUCUCGUUACUCGUUUCGAUUCUCUUUCUUGUUCUUUUCUGACUAAAUCCCGCAUUCUUCUCUCGUUCCUUCCCUCUCGUUUCAUCACUCCUUUUUCUCUUGCUCUCGUUUCUAAUCUCUAAUCAUUCCCCUUUCUCCCUCUGUUGCAAUUGUAUCUUGUCUCGAGGAGCACUGCAGCGAACAGUGGCCCACAUCCUGGGCCUUCAUCUCCAUGGUCACCAUUCAUCCAAACAUCAUGGCCCCCUUUUGUCACACAGGGACAUGGCGGGCAAUUCAAACUGCCCUCACAAAGGCUGAUAACCCCCAUUCACACAAGAUCUCACCCAUUUCUUUCACUGGCAUGCUCCAUUCACAGUAUUCGUAAUGUGGGCAUAUACCAUCUUUGCAAUUCAGGGAGGGAUGGGGAUUUGUGAUCGAUAAGAGGAGACCCAGUGCAUCCACUUUAUUAUUGAAGGAUGUCCUCUGAAAUGUUUUACACGCUUAUGGGUGGACACAAAGAUUUCUAGGAAACAUUGGGUAUAUAGGCUUCUGCGAGACAGGACCAGUUAUUCUUCAACCCCAUAAAAACCUGAAGAGAUAUUGUCCUCAAUGCUGCAAUAGGAUCCGUUUUUCCUCCCCCAACUCUGGCCUUGACCACUCAAAGACAGAUCUAACUGACUGGACCAGCACAAGAACCCGGAGAACCUUUGUAACAAGCUAUCAUCAUCCAUGAAUCGGCAAUGAUGGAGGGAAAAAAAAACAUGGAGAGAACACCGUCUCAACUCAAGCACACUUUCUAAUGGUUCAGAUACAAUCGUUCCUUAAUGCCAUUCCCCUGCCUUAUACUCGGGUCUCAAACAAGGCAGUCAUUCAGAAGCGAGUCACUAAUCUGGCCAACAAAUUCUAAAGCUGCUGCCUAUAAUUAGCUCCUUUCUCUAUCAAACACAGGCUUCCACUUUCAAUCAAACUUUUCAACAUCACUUUUCCUAGUAAGACACAGGCCUGAUUUAACAGCUCCAGUUCUGUUAAACAUUUCCACAAUAUAUGGAGUCUCCCUAGGCUGGCAGCAAUGUGAGAUCUUUGAAUGAACAGGUGAAAAUCUACUGUUUCAUUCAGUGGCAAGGUGGUUUGAGGAACUAGAGUCUGUGUCCUCAUCAUCACUUAAUGAGAUGUGGCAUGGCUACUGUUGGAUAGAGUUAAGGAUUUAGUGACCGAUGUUUGUAUUUUCUUUGUCCUUCUUACUCAAACCAGCACUUUACUUCCUGGCAUUUGUUUAUGGAUCCCCAUUAGCUGCAGCCAAGACAGCAGCUACUCUUCCUGGGGUCCAGCAAAAAUUAAGGCAGUAAUAUACAUUAUAAUACAAUUUUUAAACAUUAACAUUUUACAACAGAUUUAACAAUACAUUAAGUGUGUGCAUUGAUUCUGCUGAUUGUGUUCAGCCCACAGUUCAGCUAAAUGAUGUUAGUCUAUACCGAAGGCUGGACAAUAGACGUUAGACCCAUUGAUUGGUCUUUGUUAGAACCAACAGGACUGGAUGUGCAUGGCUGUGAGGAAAUGUGUGGGCUAGUAGAGGGGGAAAUGAGGCUUCAGAACUAGUAGAACUCGUUAUUUACAGCAUGUAUAGUAUAAGGCCUUGAAAGCCCAUUACCCUCCUGAAUCUAUUACAGGUGUAUUGUGAGGGUCAGGACCUGCUAAUAAACAGGACAAUGACGAGAGGUGCUCUUGCUCCUAGAGAAGUUGAAGACCUCCGAUGCUCCUCUCCCCUGAAACGUGUGAUGAGGCCUCGUAUAAAACUCACUGUCUGUAUCGACCCAAAUCAGUAUGUCCUGGACUUGGUUAGUAUGACAUGGCCUGGGCCCUCCACUGUGUGUGGAUGAGGAGGCAGACCAGGGACUCGCGGCACAACCUGUGGCCCAGGGAGGGGCAAGGGUGAGCGGGAACAGCGGAGCGGAGGGCCUGCUGCGCGAGCAAAUGGCACAGCUAUUAGUGAGGGAGGAGGCUUCCUGGUGAGGUGUGACUGCGCUGCAAAGGGCCUAAUCAGACUGAGAACAGGAGGUCCUGACUGCUAAUACCUUACCUGGGAGCAGAGAGGCAGGCUAGCUAAGCAACAAACCAAAGUGGGUUUGUGAUCGGUUCAGUGGAAGAGCAACUAACCAAAAAAGUGCAGUUGAAUUCACGGGGGUAAUAUAGCCUGUGACUCUUACUGAGAAGAGUUGAUCGAUAAAUGGGUAGAAUGUAGAAUUGAAAUACUGGUAAAGUAUUUAGUAUUUAGAGUAAUACCAUAUUGCUGCUCCAUGCCAUUGGUGGUGUUUGCAUGAGUCUGAUCCAUGGGUUUGUGCAGUGUCCAGUGAGAAAGGUAUUUCCUAUGAACUUGAUUGAGAUCAAGGAAAUGUUCAGUCAUCCAUUUUCCCAUAUAGCAGGCAAUCAUAGACCAACAUAGCAGAAAAUGAUUCUACACGUCCACCUUUACUCUAUCUGGAAGAGGUUUUAGAAUUUGCCUCAAGAUGAAGUGAAAUCUUCAUAUACAACUCUGGCAUAACCAAUGACCCAGUAUGGAGAGCCUGCUACAGUGCUUUCAGAAAGUAUUCAUACACCUUGCCUUAUUCCAAAUGUUGUUGUUUUACAGCCUCAAUUCAAAAUGUAUUACAUUGAAUUUUAUUCUCACCCAUCUACACAAAAUACCCAAUAACGACAAAGUGAAAAUAUGUUUUUUGAAAUUUUAGCUAAUGUAUUGAAAAUUAAAUACACAAAUAUCUAAUUUACAUAAGUAUUCACACCCCUGAGUCAAUACAUGUUAGAAGCACCUUUGGCAGUGAUUACAGCUGGGAGUCUUUCUGGGUCAGUCUCUAAGAGCUUUGCACACCUGGAAUGUACAAUAUUUGCCCAUAAUUUUAUUUUAUUUUUUAUAUUCAAAUUGGUUGUUGAUCAUUGCUAGACAACCAUUUUCAAGUCUUGCCAUAGAUUUUCAAGUAGAUUUAAGUCAAAACUAACUCAGACACUGUUUUAGGUUAUUGUCCUGCUGAAAGGUGAAUACAUCUCCCCUAUUUUUUAUUCUGUACAGGCUUCCUUCUUUUCACUAUCAAUUAGGUUAGUAUUGUGGAGUAACUACAAUGUUGUUGAUCCAUCCUCAGUGCUGUCCUAUCACUGUCCUUAAACUCUAACUGCUUUUUAAAAAGUUACCAUUGGCUCCAUGGUGAAACCCCUGAGCGGUUUCCUUCCUCUACGGAAACGGAGUUAGGAAGGACGCCUGAAUCUUUGUAGUGACUGGGUGUAUUGAUACACCAUCCAAAGUGCCAUUAAUAAAUUCACCAUGCUCAAAGGGAUAUUCAAUGUCUGCUUUUUUAUUUUUACCCAUCUACCAAUAGGUGCCCUUUUUUGCGAGUCAUUGGAAAACCUCCCUGGUCUUUUUGGUUGAAUCUGUGUUUGAAAUUCACUGCUCAACUGAAGGACCUUACAGAUAAUUGUAUGUGUGGGGUACAGAGAUGAGGUAAUCAUUCAAAAAUCACGUUAAACACUAUUAUUGCACAACGAGCGAGUCCAUGCAACUUAUGUGACUUAAGCACAUUUUUACUCCUGAACUUAUUUAGGCUUGCCAUAACAAAAGGGUUGAAUCCUUAUUGACUCAUAAUUCCACUUUGACAUUAUGAUGUAUUUUGUGUAGGCCAAUGACACAUUUUUUUUAUCCAUUUUAAAUUCAGGCUGUAACACAACAAAAUGUGGAAAAAGUCACAGGGUGUGAAUAAUUCCUGAAAGCACUGUACUUCCUCUUUUGACCUUUGUAAAACUUUCUCCACCUCAAAUAAAACUUACUCCCCCUCAAAUAAAACCUAAACACCCUCUCGGCUCCUCUCCAAACAGAGGGAGGAAUGAGCGCUCAAUCUCUUCCUCCAUCCAUCCCUCCAUGUGUUCAAAGAGACAGAUUCUUGUUUGUUAUGAAAAGUGCUAUAAAAAAAAAAAGGGCCAAACCCUUCCUGCAUUCCUUUCUUAGCAGGCACUCCAUAUCACAGACCCUGGGUGGUGGGAGGUCUACUCAGAUCCUACUAUCCGCAGAAGCAGGGCUGAGAGACAAGGGAGCCUACUAUUUCAUUAGUCAAACAGCCUGGAAGUACUAGGAAGGAGAGAGGCUAUAGUGUAAGUGUAGGCCAAGGCUGUGUGUGUGUGUGUGUGUGGAGGGGGUCCUGCCCUUGACACCCAAACCAACAACUCCAUAAUGGUAUUGUCAUACUUGCCAAUUCAUCUGAAGCAGUAUAAUAAGGAGAUGACUAAUACAAUACUCCAAUAGACCUAUAAAUCGCUGAAUAAUAAGAAUAGGAAGGCUGAAGAGGAGGCUGGUGGGAGGAGCUAUAGGAGGAUGGGCUCAUCGUAAUGGCUGGAAUGGAAUUAAUGGAACGGAAUCAAACAUGUGGUUUCCAUAUGUUUGAUAAAUGCCAUGUAAUCGAUUCCAGUCAUUACAAUGAGCCCAUCCUCCUAGAGCUCCUCCAGCCCACCUCCAAUGGUGGGCUGUUGUUAAGAAAUCACUCUUUUGAUCAGCAUUUUUUUUUUGUUGCAGUGAAAAUAACUCCCCAAUUGGCAAACUCACCAAACACACGUCAUGGUUUGAUUAACUUUUGACUGUGUGACCUUAGCUGAGGAACGUGGACUCAUUUCAACUCAAUUAUCCGUGGUCACCAAAUUCCUCAAACGCAAAGGCCUGUAUACUGUUACAUAACCUGACUAUUCAUUGAAACGAAUGAAAUCCCCUAAUAACAAACACGGCCGAAGAACUACAAAACAGUCAGACUUGACUCAGACCUCUGAAGGAAAAGACAUCGGUUACAAAACUACAGAAAAUCUAUAGGCCCCAAUAGCCUACAAUUCACCAAAACUCGUAAAACUAGAAGUGUGUCUAACCGUCUCGAACGUGAUAACUGGCAGACAGAAAUACAAGUGACAAUUGACAGAGUGGAGAACAGGUUAGGUAAACAAACCGUGGCUGUUUGUCAACAUGUCAGAGAGCCUUUAUAUCCGUAGAGGAAACCGUCACUAAAUAACUAAACUCUACGCGCUGAGCGAUCUUGGAUAGCGUAUUCCACGAUACUACAUGCACUAACAUAGGAGUGGCCACAAUGCGGUUUUCACGCAAUCUCAACAAAAGCGUUUCUCGUGUGAGUGUAAGCACAAAUGAAUAUUAAUGGGAAUGUCAUCCUAUUUGUGUAGUUACAUUAUUGGACGAAACAUUUGCUUUUGUAAGGCACUUAGAUAUACAAUGUUGCAACUUGCAUCACUGAAACAAUGAUCGAUAUGGUGCGCAGUCUAUAUGAACGUUCCAUUUUGAAGUUCAAAAUUCAUGUUCACAGAAUACAGUAACUCAAGAACUCGAGGCAUGCAACUUCAUACGAUUGGGAAUUGUAGCGUAGAUUAAAAGAGGUCAUAACAUUUCGAUGGGUAGGCUAUAAAAACGUCCUCCCGAAACUGUUCAGUUUCUGUAGGAAACAAAUGUCAAAACAUGUUGACGGAUUAAAAACAUGCCUUGCACUCCAGCUGCCCCCAACUAGUUGGAUACUAUGGGCCUAUUUGCAUUUAGCUUUGAAACAAGACUGCCAUAUCAAUAAAAUAUAACGAAUAUUAUGUGUCCAGAGCUAUCUUUUGACAUGGGGCCUUGACCGACCACUAGUCCAAACUGAUCCUUGAAUAGAGGGGAAAUGACAGCAGAUCGUUGGGUGAUGCAAUGUGGCCAACAAUAAGACAGGAUUUUAUUUGUUAUUCGUAAAAAAAAACAUGUACACGUUCUCUGCACAUAACAUAGGGCUAUUACGCAUGGCAUGGGGACACUAUUUCCAAAUUGAUCCAGACAUUUUAGUCCAUGGAUGCUCCCUUCUGUCCAUUCACAUGUAAUUGUGAACAAAUUAAGAAAAAACGAAGGAACACUGCCCGUAAUUGACACAGAUAAACCACACUUUGACAACCAUCUAUUCCAUAAUUACAUUUUAUUUAUUUAUUUGGGCACAUUGAUUAAGCUGAGAUUUUUUGUUUUAAGCAAGAGGGGAAAAUCUCCCAGAAGAGCUUGGCCUGGCAAGCCUCAGUCCACACAGAAAGAUUGCAAACCCGUGUUGCACAUUUAUUGUCUGAACGAGAUUCACUUUUUAUUACCCCCACUUCACUCCCAACUACUCAUUUAAACCUGGGAAAUAACUGUUAUACGGAACAUUGUUUUCAUUGCCACAUCAUCAUAAUCAGUUAAAGUAAAUUGUUUUCCUUUUUAACCCUUUUAGCCAAAUAAAACAUUAUUGGCAAAAUGAACUGGUACAUACCAUAGCAUUCCUCCCUCUUCUCUCGUUCACUCCUUUCUCUCCAAUGUCCUCCGUCGCAACUCGCAAAAACAGCACUCCCGACGUCUCGAGAAUUUAAUUAAUAAAGAGAGGAAAUUCUACUCCUCUAACAGUCACAUACAUAUCAAUAUUUCCCUUUUGGACACUUGGUAUAUUUUUCCCCCUUUGAAUCAAGUCUCCAUUUUCACAAGUAGCCUAGUAAGUUUUCGGUACCAUCUGCAUGUUGAGUUCCGCCUCUUGCCUUUGGACACAAAAACACCUAAAUUAUCUCGGAAAAUGCAGUAGAAGUUCAGUUUCUUGUCCGCUGAAUGUUCGCGUUAGGAACGAGGGGGCGUUAGAAAGGCUUGAUUCGUUGUGUUUUCCUCUUGGUUCACCACGUUGUUUUGACCAAUUGUUAUUUCCUUUGUUGUGUCCAAUAUACAGGUCUGCCCAUACGCGUACACAGCAUAUGCCGUGUUAGGUGAUGCGCAGUGCUCAUUUAAUAAAUGCAACCCUAAAUGUUGUGUUUCCUAUGAGUAUCGCUUCACAGAGUGUCCAAAUGUAUGACUGUGUGUAAGUGUAUUUUUUUCAGCUUCCCAAUAAUGGCGGCCCGGCCCUUCUCCCGAAUACAGCCUCUCCUCCUUACUAUUCGGAGAGAAUAGAGAGCGCGCUGUAGCCUACGACAACGUAGUCUCGCCCAGUGGCGCAUGGACACAAUUACAACACACAGACAUUCUGUUUCUAAAUAGUAUAAUUGCUUAUAUUCUCCUAAUAAUUAAUGAUAUUCGUCAUACUUCGUUUUAUUUUAUUUUGCUAUAUUAAUAAUAUUCUUCAAUUUAAAGCGGCAAUCUGUGGUUGCGACAUCAGUUUUUGGACACAAAUUAAUGAUAUACCCAUUGAUUCUUGAAUAAUAUAGCUUAUAAAUGCCUCACGAACUAACGCUUUGAACACACCGACUUCGAUUUGCGUUUUGGUACACCAGAAAUACAUUAAUUUCCAAUAGAACGCUACGUUUGCCUUGCAGCAUUGCGUUGCAGAGGCAGUUGCAGUGCGUUCUGUGUGGUGCAUACGUCAAACUGUACACGUAAACGGGUUGACAGAAAUGGUAGCAGAAGGUGAAUGUUGAAUUUUUGUUGCACACAUAUCUAGAUGAUGCUACAAACUAUUUUGGUCAAUGAAACAGUCGGUGUGUUCAAAGCGCUAGUUCAACCGUCACCCACCAUCAGAACGCAAAAUAUAAGCUUGUUUUACUGCAAUGUUUGUAAACAAAGUAAACGUAAACAAACACUAACUCAAAACAUGGCAAAAUUACACAGUAUACAAAACAUUAAGAACACCUGCUCUGUCCUUGACAUGACCAGGUGAAAGCUAUGAUCCCUUAUUGAUGUCACUUGUUAAAUCCACUUCAAUCAGUGUAGAUGAAGGGGAGGAGACAGGUUAAAGAAGGAUAUUUAAGCCUUGAGACAAUUGAGACCUGGAUUGUGUAUGUAUGCCAUUCAGAGGGUGAAAAUAUUUAAGUGCCUUUGAACGGGUAUGGUAGUAGGUGCCAGGCGCACCAGUUUGUGUCAAGAACUGCAACGCUUCUGGGUUUCUCACGCUCAACAGUUUCCCAUGUGUAUCAAAAAUGGUCCAUGACCCAAAGGACAUCCAGCCGAUUUGACACAACUGUGAGAAGCAUUGGAGUCAACAUGGGCCAGCAUCCCUGUGGAACGCUUUCGACACCUUGUGGAGUCCAUGCCCUGAUGAAUUAAGGCUGUUCUGAGGGGGGUUCCUAAUAUUGGGUAUACACAGUGUAUUAUUUUGAUAUUAUGGAUGGUCAGUCCUUGCAUCCAUAGCUCUGUCUAUGAAUUUUAGAGUGGUUACAUGCCGGCACAACCGCGAGCUGCCCAGUGACACAAGACUUCCAGACGAGCUAAACCACUUCUAUGCUCGCUUCGAGGCAAGCAACACUGAAGCAUGCAUGAGAGCACCAGCUGUUCCGGAUGACUAUGUGAUCACGCUCUCCGUAGCCGAUGUGAGUAAGACUUUUAAGCAGGUCAACAUUCACAAGGCCGCAGGGCCAUACAGAUUACCAGGACGUGUACUCUGAGCAUGUGCUGACCAACUGGCAAGUGUCUCCACUGACAUUUUCAACAUGUCCCUGACUGAGUCUGUAAAACCAAUAUGUUUCAAGCAGACCACCAUAGUCCCCGUGCACAAGGACACUAAGAUAACCUGCCUACAUGACUACCGACCCGUAGCACUGACGUCUGUAGCCAUGAAGUGCUUUGAAAGGCUGGUCAUGGCUCACAUCAACACCAUUAUCCCAGAAACCCUAGACCCACUCCAAGUUGCAUACCUCCCCAACAGAUCCACAGAUGAUGCAAUCUCUAUUGCACUCCACACUGCCCUUUCCCACCUGGACAAGAGGAACACCUACGUGAGAAUGCUAUUCAUUGAAUACAGCUCAGCAUUCAACACUAUAGUGCCCUCAAAGCUCAUCACUAAGCUAAGGAUCCUGGGACUAAACACCUCCCUCUGCAACUGGAUCCUGGACUUCCUGACGGGCCGCCCCCAGGUGGUAAGGGUAGGUAACAACACAUCUGCCACACUGAUCCUCAACACGGGGGCCCCUCAGGGGUGCGUGCUCAGUCCCCUCCUGUACUCCCUGUUCACCCAUGACUGCAUGGCCAGGCACGACUCCAACACCAUCAUUAAGUUUGCCGACGACACAACAGUGGUAGGCCUGAUCACCGACAACGAUGAGACAGCCUAUAGGGAGGAGGUCAGAGACCUGGCCGUGUGGUGCCAGGAUAACAACCUCUCCCUCAACGUGACCAAGACAAAGGAGAUGAUUGUGGACUACAGGAAAAAAAAGAGGACUGAGCACGCCCCCAUUCUCAUCAACGGGGCUGUAGUGGAACUGGUUGAGAGCUUCAAGUUCCUUGGUGUCCACAUCACCAACGAACUAUCAUGGUCCAAACACACCAAGACAGUCGUGAAGAGGGCACGACAAAGCCUAUUCCCCUCAGGAGACUGAAAAGAUUUUGCAUGGGUCCUCAGAUCCUCAAAAAAUUAUACAGCUGCACCAUCGAGAGCAUCCUGACUGGUUGCCUCACCGCCUGGUAUGGCAACUGCUUGGCCUCCGACCACAAGGCUCUACAGAGGGUAGUGCGUAUGGCCCAGUACAUCACUGGGGCCAAGCUUCCUGCCAUCCAGGACCUCUAUACCAGGCGGUGUCAGAGGAAGGCCCUCAAAAUUGUCAAAGACUCCAGCCACCCUAGUCAUAGACUGUUCUCUCUGCUACCGCACGGCAAGCGGUACCGGAGUGCCAAGUCUAGGUCCAAAAUACUUCUCAACAGCUUCUACCCCCAAGCCAUAAGACUCCUGAACAGCUAAUCAUGGCUACCCAGACUAUUUGCACUGCCCCCCCACCCCCACCUCCCACCCCAUCUUUUUACGCUGCUGCUACUUUGUUAAUUAUUUAUGCAUAGUCACUUUAACUCUACCCACAUGUACAUAUUACUUCAACUACCUCAACUAGCCGGUGCCCCCGCACAUUGACUCUGUACCGGUACCCCCCUGUAUAUAUAGCCUCCCUACUAUUAUUUUAUUUGACUUCUGCUCUUUUUUUCUCAACACUUUUUUGUUGUUGUUUAUUUUACUUUUUUAUUAUAAAUAAAUGCACUGUUUGUUAAGGGCUGUAAGUAAGCAUUUCACUGUAAUGUCUGAACCUGUUGUAUUCGGCGCAUGUGGCCAAUAAAAUUUGAUUUGAUUUGAUUCCUCCAGCCUCAUCCCUCAGCUUUGGACUCAAAAAACAGGGGUUGGGAAAAUGCUUUGUUAUUGUUUGAACUGCUGAUUGCCACUUUAACAUUACAUACCCUUAAUUUAUAGAAUAAUUAGGAAAUUAGGUUAAUGCAAUUCAGGACAUGAAAUGAGAUGCAACUUGCAAGAACUGGAAAAAAAGCUACAACAUUUUUUUAAAUUGCAUUUUAAUCAAUUUCCUGGAAAUGACCCCAACUCUUGCAGGAGAACACAUGUAUCCAUGUCUGGCAAUUAUAGAUAAAAACCAUUUUCACAAUAUCAUGUCAGUUAUGCAUUCACCACACAAAUAGACUCAGUUCUCUCUCCAAACUAGUAAAUAGUAAACUUGUAUUGCAAUUGAUGUAUUUUAUAUAAAAUACAUCAAUUGCAUCAAUUGCAAUACAAAUUCACUGACUUCCGUGCACAAAUAAUUCAUGUACGACACUCCCAAAUCUUACUUUCCAAUACUAACCAAUCAUAUAUCUGAUCAAGCGCACAGGGAGAAUGGGAGAGAGAGCAUAAUUUUUUUGCCAUUCAGAAAAUCAAUAAUCUCAAAACGUAUCCCCGGUCCUCUAGACUUAUUCAUGCUAGAACACUCAUAUGGCUGUUUAUUUAAUUGUUGGAGAUAACUUUCACCUGAGAAGAAUUCAGUAGUCCUGAUUAUAACAUGUCAGUUUAAAUUCUAUGGCCUUCCCCAAGAGGAUAUGACUUGACAAUAUAAAACCACAAACACAUGAAAGUUAAAGAUAGAGAUCCACAGAGAGAGAAAUGAUGUACUGCAAGCUAAAUAUGAUUGUUGUUCUACAACUCAAACAUAUGUUUAGUGGCUUGGGGACUUUGUCACGCAUUGAAUCUCUGUCUCUCUCACACACACACACCAGUGGAGGCUUCUGAGGGGAGGACAGCUCAUAAUAAUGGCCCGAACGGCGCAAAUGGAAUGGCAUCAAACACAUGGAAACCAUGUGUUUGAUGUAUUUGAUACCAUUCCACCUAUUCUGCUCCAGCCAUUAUCACAAGCCCGUCCUCCCCAAUUAAGAUGCCCCCAACCUCCUGUGACACACACACACACAGUGGCAUACCGCAGUUUCGUGGGACCCCUCCCCCCACACACACACACCUUACAACAUGCAGUCUCAAUCAGGCUGUGACUAACUGAUCCUUAUGUAUUCUUCAAGGUGUAAGUUCAGCCAUACAAAGUAACAUCUAAUAACAUCUAAUAGGGUUAUUGACAGUACAUUUUAUCAUAAUUACUUUGCUAAAAAUUCUAAACAGUCUACAUACUCUAACAGUUACUCUUGAUCUGUGUAUUUUACAUUUUUUAAGAUAGGUGAACAUCCUCCAUUUGAACACAAAGUUCAAAGUACAGCACCUCGAGCCAACAAGCUGCUUGCUGUCCAAUCAUAUAAGUCAGUGAGUUCACAGCAAUAUUUGCAUGACCCCAAGAUUAGCAAGGGUCAAAGUUUCAUUCAUAAUCUGUCCCUGUUUUACAUUUUCUCCUCUACUACUGAACUACUACUGGCCCAACUAUACCAAUCUCCCUGAACAAGACCUUUCUGAACGUUGUUUGGUUUAUAACCAAAGUAUGAAAUUGGGGAAAUGCUCUGAACUGUUUCAUACUCUCUUAUUCAUUUACAGCCACAACAGCCUUGGAAAACCAUUGGAAAACAACUCAGCAAAGCAGUCUAACGAGAGAGGAGCUGCCCUGUUUUCUACUUGAUUUCCCCCUUUUUCUUUCUCUCUCUAUCCCAUCUCAACUCUCUCUCUAUGCAGCUGAAAUAUUUCUGGGUCCCAGGGGCAUGCACUCACAGUUGUGCAAUCCCUGACAAUCACCACCCUCCCCCCUUCGGCCUCCCCGGCCCAACGCACGGCACAGAGGAGCUGUCCAAGCUGUCUGGACAAUGUUCUGCAGCGGAUCGGCUACCCACCAGACCAGUUAACAAAGUCAUGGGCCCAGACUUAGCAGAAAACAGCCAAAGGGAUGUAACAUAAAUGGCUGACCCUCCAUUUUGUCACUUAUUGAUGUGGGAUUGGGAAGAAAAGGGUAUUCCCUGCCUUUGGUGUGAAAGUCACAGGCUUUGAAAGACAACACGUGUUUUGUUGUUUUUGCUGAGAUUUAGUGUUGUGCCCCAGUCUUCCUGUAUAAUAGCCUAUGUUAUACCCUGCAAAUAGGCCUUGUGGUUGAAGGCAUGAUGUUGGAGAGUUUGUAAUGUAUGUUUCAUUUGGACUGUGGAAAAAUUUAAAAGUAGCAUGAUUUCUUCCCUCUGGGUUAAUAGGGUCAACAGAAAUCAAUGAUAAUGAAAUAGCUCAAAAUUAUAUUAGACAGGGGGCCUCCCGAGUGGCACAGCAGUCUAAGGCACUGCAUCGCAGCGCUAGAGGCGUCACUACAGACCCGGGUUCAAUUCCGGACUGUAUCACCACUGGCCGUGAUCAGGAGUCCCGUAGUGCGGUGCACAAUUGGCCCAGCGUCCGGGUUAGGGGAGGGUUUGGCCAGGGGGGCUUUACUUGGCUCUUUGCACUCUAGUGACUCCUUGUGUCGGGCCGGGCGCCUGCAGGCUGACCUCAGUACUCAGUUGAAACGUGUUUAUUCCGGGUUAAGCGGGUGGGUGUUAAGCAGCGCGGUUUGGCGGGUCAUGUUUUGGAGGACGCAUGACUCGACCUUUGCCUCCCGAGCUCGUUGGGGAGUUGCAACGAUGAGAAAAAAGGGGUAAAAUACAAAAAUAUAUAUAGAUACUACCGGUCAUCAAUUUUAGAACACCUACUUAUUCAAGGGUUUAUCUUUAUUUUUACUAUUUUCUAUAUUGUAGAAUAAUUGUGAAGAUAUCAAAACUAUGAAAUAAACCAUAUGGAAUCAUGUAGUAACCAAAAGUGUUAAACAAAUCAAAACAUAUUUUACAUUUGAGAUUCUUCAAUUAACCACCCUUUGCCUUCAUGACAGCUUUGCACACUCUUGGCAGUCUCUCAGCCAGCUUCACCUGGAAUGCUUUUCCAAUAGUCUCAAAGGAGUUCCCACAUAUGCUGAGCACUUGUUGGCUGCUUUUCCUUUGCUCUGCGGUCUGACUCAUCCCAAACCAUCUCAAUUUGGUUGAGGUUGGGGGAUUGUGGAGGCCAGGUAAUCUGAUGCAGCACUCCAUCCACCUUCUUGUUAAAAUAGCCCUUACACAGCCUGGAGGUGUGUUGAGUCAUUGUCCUGUUGAAAAACAAAUUAUAGUCACACUAAGCCCAAACCAGAUGGGAUGGCAUAUCACUGCAGAAUGCUGUGGUAGCCAUGCUGGUUAAGUGUGCCUUGAAUUCUAAAUAAAUCACAGACAGUGUCACCAACAAAGCACCCCACACUAUAACAACUCCUCCUCCAUGCUUUACUGUGAGAAAUACACAUGCAGAGAUCAUCCAUUCACCCACACCGCGUCUCAGAAAGACACGGCAGUUGGAACCAAAAAUCUCCAAUUUGGACUCCAGACCAAAUGACAAAUUUCCACCGGUCUAAUGUCCAUUGCUCGUGUUUAUUUGCCCAAGCAAGUCUCUUCUUCUUAUUGGUGUCCUUUAGUAGUGGUUUCUUUCCAGCAAUUCGACCAUGAAGGCCUGAUUCACACAGUCUCCUCUGAACAGUGGAUGUUGAGAUGUGUCUGUUACUUGAACUCUGUGAAGCAUUUAUUUGGGCUGCAAUUUCUGAGCUGGUAACUCUAAUGAAUUUAUCCUCUGCAGCAGAGGUAACUCUGGGUGUUCCAUUCCUGUGGCGGUCCUCAUGAGAGCCAGUUUCAUCAUAGCGCUUAAUGUUUUUUGCGACGUCACUUGAAGAAACUUUCAAAGGUCUUGACAUUUUCUGGAUUGACUGACCAUCAUGUCUUAACAUAAUGAUGGACUGUCGUUUCUCUUUGCUUAUUUGAGCUGUUCUUGCCAUAAUAUGGACUUGGUCUUUUACCAAAUAGGGCUAUCUUCUGUAUACCCCCCUACCUUGUCACAACACAACUGAUUGGCUCAAAUGCAUUAAGAAGGAAAGAAAUUCCACAAAUUAACUUUUAAGAAGGCACACCUGUUAACUGAAAUGCAUUCCAGGUGACUACCUCAUGAAGCUGGUUGAGAGAAUGCCAAGAGUGUUCAAAGCUAUCAUCAAGGCAAAGGGUGGCUCGUUGAAGUAGCUCAAAUAUAAAAUAUAUUUUGAUUUGUUUAACACUUUUUUGGUUACUACAUGAUUCCAUGUGUUAUUUCAUAGUUUUGAUGUCUUCACUAUUAUUCUACAAUGUAGAAAAUAGUAAAAAUAAAGAAAAACCGUUGAAUGAGUAGGUGUUCCAAAACUUUUGACCAGUAGUGUAUAUGUGAGACAAAUCGAUGAUAUAUCUGCCUCUUUUUUCCUUUUCAUAGCCUUUAAUGCAAUUUUCCAUUUUAUUUUAGAUAAUUGAAUUCCUCCUAGCAUACAACAACUCACAAAAACCAUAGCACUUAGCUUGAAGUGAUACUUUAUCAACAUACUUGAAGUGAUGUCAACAAAAUGUCAUGUCUAAUAAAAAGCAUGAGCUGUCGCACACCCAGAGAACAUCACUUAGUGUAGAUGUGCUGACCAACGGAGAAUAAACUGAAGAAGGCACAGUGAUGCCAAAAUGUUGGUGGUUUCGUACCCAAUAAAUUACUGGGAGUUUAUACAUUGAGUGUAUGACUCUCUUUAUUUGUUUUCAUAACAAAAUGAAAUGUGCCAUAAGUUACAAUAAUAAGUCAAAGUGCCUGUAAAUGAUUUAUACUGCAAAAUGUGCACUUUCCCUUUCUGACAUUUUUGUUGCUUGAUUGGCCAAACCUGAGCCAAGUGACUGGGCCUCACGAAUCCGCAGCUGACACAAGAAGGCAGAGAGGGGUGCAUGCUGGUUCUAGCAGGAAAAUACCCUUUUCUUAAGUUUUUAUCUAACGAUUUUACUGGUCUAAUAAAACUACAUUUCCCACAAUGCCUUGCGCCUUUAGGUUUUCCUGUACAUCCUGCUCGGGAAGAUAGCGGGCAAUCGGUCGUCAAAACAAUCCUAUCAUUUGGAGAAUUUAUGUAAAAUCAAAUAUAUAAUCACUAGGCUACGGGAAUUCAUAUUAUUUAAAACAACCGACUCAAAGAAAAGACAAUGGUAUGUUUGCAAUUGGGUACAUUUUGUGGCCAAUUGCUUUGCUCUAACGUUAGCAUAGCUGCUAGCUAGCUAACGUCGUUCGCCAGUCUCCUGUGAAAUGUAUGAGAAGCCUAGAAAUCAUAGCUAGCUAGAUAACGUUAAAUAUUCGAAUUAAACAAACCUAACUAUAUAAAGGAAUCGAUUAGCUACAUCCGGCUCCCAACUUUGUUUUACGAAGCAACGGCCUGGCUUGCAUUUAUAUCAAUAACGUUAGACUAGUUAGCCACCUAGCUAGUUCGCUAUCUAACAUAGCUAACUAGCUAUAUAUCUUGACAUGACAGGGAGUGGCUAGCCAGGCUAGCUAACGUUAGUUAGUAAUCUAGUUGUUGUAAAGGAAUGCACAUCUGUCUGCACACUCUUAACCAAUCAACCAUGCUCAGAAACGCACUGUUGGUCUUCGUUAUAGUAUGAGGUGAAACUGAUGAUUCAUGUGAGUGGUGAUAACAUCUAGUGAACCCAUAGUUAGAUCUGAGAAGGAGCGAAAACCUACAGGAGGGUAGCUCUCCAGGAACAGGGUUGGAGACUCCUGUACUAGACUGCAGAGCAUUUCUCACUUAAUUUUCUCUCCUCGCCUGCUCCGGUCAUACAGAUCCGCUUCAUCCUGAUUCAGAACCGAGCAGGGAAGACCCGACUGGCCAAGUGGUACAUGCAGUUUGAUGACGAUGAGAAACAGAAGCUGAUUGAGGAGGUGCACGCUGUGGUGACUGUCCGUGAUGCCAAGCACACCAACUUUGUGGAGGUAAGGCAGAAGGAUUUGCAUGAUGCCAUGUGUGUGCGUUGAAGUCUGUGUGUGCCCUAAUGUAGGCUAUUCGUUUCUGGCAAUUGUAUUCGUUGUCACUAUCUGGCCAUUCUAGAAAGGCUGGAAGCUACCGGGUAGUAUAACUCAAGGUCUGGAGCUGCAUUUGGCGAUCUAUUUACUUGGCUUUACAGUGACAUAGGCCUAAAUUGUAGCAUACAUUGUGACACUGAAGAGAUGGGGGAUAAAAGUCUACAUUUUCUACUGAGAUGCUGUAGCACCAAUUGGUUAACCAAGUUGAAUUCGAUAUGCAAAUAAUUUAACAUAUCAUUGUAAAUGAACAAGACUGCUUGGAAGUCAUAAUUUCAAAUCUACUGUAAUUAUUCUUUGAUGAAAAAUGAAAAGCACAUAUUGCGACGCUUGUCUGUCUUGUCUCCAGUUCAGGAACUUCAAGAUCAUCUAUAGGCGCUAUGCUGGUCUGUACUUCUGUAUCUGUGUGGAUGUAACAGACAACAACCUGGCAUACCUGGAGGGCAUUCACAACUUUGUGGAGGUAUGAUAUGACACUAACACAUCAACUCACACGUAGACUGUUUAUUGUGAUGACACACAAUGUGGGAGCUGUUUUAGGUCAAUUACUCUUUGGCUGGUUAUGUGAAGGAAUGUGGGCUAAUAAAAUCUCCACCUUUUAAUAGCUGAAUGAUUAGGCAUAUUUUAUUGGUGAACUAUCGUAUUGCUCUGCUCCUACAGCUCUUUGGAAUACAGAGUACCACAGUAUGAGUCAAAAUACCCAUAAAACCUAGUUGUCAGAUGGAAAUAGUUCCAAUAGUUUUUCCACCAUUCAUUUUUCUCAUAGGAGAUUUUAGAAACACUUAAAAUAAGGGCUGUGUUUCGUGCAGGCUUACCCUGGCGUGACGUUUUGAUGACCGUGUAAAUAUCUCUAGGACAAUGUGACUUAUCAAUAUAUUAGCCUGUAUUUACCCCCCUAAAUGAAAUGCUAAUUAGCUACUAAUGUGGCUAUCAUAAAGAACUACAAAUGCCAUGACGAUCUGGAUGAGACUGCCGAAUCGAGGCAAAGGUAAGAAUCUCUGGAUUAACUAUCUAAUGUUAGCUAAAUUUAGUCAUGAAUAAAUUGGCAACAUUUCUUUAAAUGGACAAUUCUGUUUUAAAUUGACACAAUACCAGUUAGCAAAGGUGUCAGCUAGAGAUGACGUGCAGGAGCUUGCAGGGAUUUGUAGUUUUGCAUGAUGUCUACUUUGAUGCUAAUUAGCAUUUUCAAAUCUGAGAGUAAAUAGAGCUAAAUAUAUUGAAAAGUCACCUUGUCUGAGAGAGAUUUACUUGAUCAAAUCGUCACACCAGGGUAAGCCUACACGAAACACAGCCCUUAUUUUAAGUGUUUCUAAAAUCUCCUAUGGGAAAAAUGAAUGGUGGAAAAACUAUUGGAACCAUUUCCCUGUUUGACCGCUAGGUUUUAUGGUUAUUAUGACACCUCCAGUGUGGGGCUCUAUUUUCUAUGCGUUCUUACCCAGUGUAAUACACCCCAUAUACAGUCUGUCAAAAGUAAGACCAAAACAAAGUGGGGGAAGGACAAAUCUCUCUAGUGUUCUUCAUUCAUAUUCCCGAAAAGCAUUCCCUGAGAGGCGUUCCUCCCGGGUCGAGGGGAAAUAGCAGAACAGCUCGCACUGUGCUCCCUGUCCGAGGGACAGGCGGAAUGUGGCCGUGAAGGAAAACAGCUGAGAUUCCCGACACUUGGUUCAAGAGCACCGCGUCCUGGAAUGCUGGACUUCCUCAGGCCCUUAAAUGACGAAGGCUGCAUCUCAAAUGGUUCCCUAUAUAGGCUAGGGCACUACUUCUGACCAGAGCCUUGUACUAUGGAUUACACUGUUUCCUAGCUAUGAAUUAGACUAAAUAGUUAAUGUAACAAAACCUGACCUCCAUGUCUUCUUUUCCCCCUUUAGGUGUUGAAUGAGUAUUUCCACAACGUGUGUGAGUUGGACCUGGUGUUCAACUUCUACAAGGUAAGAGUAAAAGUGUUGAGAUGAAUUUAAAAACCAAACACUCUCAGUGCUAAGAGGAAAGACAGAAAGGAGCGGAAGAAACUCGGGGGAGGUGAAAAUAUACUAUUUCAAUGUAUUUUCUUUCAUUGUAAUGGGGAGGUGCCAUGGCAACGAGGAUGGGAUACGUAAUUACAACAUCAGUUUGGCGGCGAUUAGUUUUCCUCUACAAUAAAUACUAAGAAAUUAACUCUCCUCUGAUGACCGCCCUUUAAGCAGUUAUCGUGUCAAUUACGUAAGGUAUUUCUGAAUAUUCGCCAACUCGCUGAACCUUAAAGAAGCGCGGCCCACGCUAAAAGUUGCUGCGCUCUGUGAUGUCUUCUGAUUCACAAAGAAAACAGCAAGUGACAGAAAGCAACAUGAUGGCAAACAUCAGCUCGUCUCAACAUCAACCCCCUCUAUUAGAUCUAGUGCCACAGCAGCAAGGCCUACGCACUGCUAGAAAGAUAUAUUUACGUAAUGGGGUGGAGAUGAAUCUGCAGGAUCUAUACAGUUCUCCAACACUUCUGUUCUUAAAGCAGUUUGAGCGGUGCAGUAGGCUGACCUCUGACCCGUGUCCUAACCAGCUUCGACCUGUCCUGUCUGUCCCAGGUGUACACGGUGGUGGACGAGAUGUUCCUGGCGGGGGAGAUCAGAGAGACGAGCCAGACCAAGGUCCUCAAGCAGCUGCUAAUGCUGCAGUCCCUAGAGUAGCCAACAGAGCAGUCCAUCACCCCCCCCUCCCUCCCUCCCUCCUCUGGAAUGGACCCCUCUCAUUCACCAGCCUCCAUGGAGCAGGCUCCACCCCUUACAGAAACCAGGGGUUUAUUCACAAAGGUGCAAGUCACAGAACGUUCAGAUAGAAAUGCAUGGUGUAGAACAGACAUUGUUUUCUGUCAUGCAGAAUUGGGAAUCUAGUCAGCUCUACACAUUACAUUUCUAUUUUCAACAAUGAGAGUUUCAACCUCCUGAUUAUGCCCCAUAAAGACUGUUUUAUUUUGGUGAUGAGCUGCAGAUAUGGCCCUUAACAUUUCAUUUCUUAACCACCAGUUCAAGUAAAAUCAUCUGGAUGAGUAUAUUUGCAGCACAGCAUACAGCUGUAUGCAGCACUGAAAAUAAAAUGUUCUCUCUGUGCCCUGUCUCAAACUGGAGGCUGCAUUUAUGGCAGACUAGGGUUGCCAGUUAUUCACAUGUAUCCCACCAUCAAGCUUAUACUAGUGGAGAGAGCGGAUAACAAGGAUGCACUGAUCUGGCAACCCCAGAGUGGCACUAAAGUAGCUAACAAGCACCAGAAAACCCUUGUAAACUGCCUGUGCUAUCCCUGUCUACUCUGCACCAUACUUCCGUCUGGGAGAAUCACAGUUUAAGCUGCAGAGUGACUAAACCACCGCUACAAAUGCCCAUUGAAUCCAUUGACCUCUGGUGGUGGUUCACAGUUCAAUGUAGUGCACUUUUACUAAGAGUGCUGUUGAGAGGUCUGGUAAUGGCAACCUGUAAAAGGUUGCAUCUACUCUGUGAUAUUAAGGAGAUUCUCUGGUCUUAAAUAACUGUUAAUAUCAUGUCAGGUUGUAUAUCAGACAAUGCGUCUCCACUCCACAUAAGGUGCUUGUUAGUCACACCCAGAUAUGUUCAAAUUUAAAUACACUAAUACUUUAAGUUAAAGGAAACUCAGAAAUAACUUAACAGGAAUCUAUUUAAUGGAAAUAUGCAGUGAUAUAUUUUACGUGAAGCAGUACUGUGAAGUUUGUUUUGUAUGGUGUACAUAUACAGUAUCUUAUGCGUAAUAGUGUGAAACCAUUGUCGUCCAUUCCAGGCCUUUCCCCAGCUUAUCCUGCCUGUCUCGUCGCUGGGUGUUUAAUACACAGAUCUGAAUUGGGGGAAAUUCCAUUAAUAUUCCCUGGUCGCCUCAUUCAUACUACAUAAAUGGGGUUUCUAACGUCAACCAGAGGCCAAAUGAUAUGAAAAACUCCAGAGGCACUUGUCUAGUAGGUCUGACAACACCCCUUUGUACCUCUUCUCAUUGUAACCAUGUCCAGUCUUGCACCUCCCAACACAUCACAUGUUACUAUUAUGGUCUGUAAAUUUUUGGGGGGAUUUUUUAUUUUAUUUGGCUGUAGUGAGAGAUGUACUGCUCUCCUCUCAGUCCUGUGAGCUUGUUAAUGGAAGAUGUGAGUUUAGGUGUUACUGUCUCCUGUUGCUAAGCUACCCAGUCAGUGUAUAUACAAAAAAAUCAAGUACUAAAUAAAGUGUUAAAAAUACCUUGUGCUUAUUAUACUGUAGAUCACGUUUUUAAUGUGAUGAGUCAUUGAUUUUAAAGUACUGAAGUUGGAAAAUGCAUCAUUCGUUUUUGUAGUGAUAUCACCAUCUAGUGGUAGUAAUCUAGCAUAGCCUUCACAUUCUUGAAUCUGCCCUGAGGUCAUUCUAACAGCCUCCCAGUGAUCGAUAAAAAUCUAUAUAUCCACUUCAGCUACAUUAACCACUCUGCCUGUUACUCCAUUGACCCACAAACAUAAAUUCAGACAAUUAGACACUCAAAGCUUUUACCAUGUAGACUAGCAUAAGAAGUCUUCCCUGAUUCACAAACCCCACCCUACUCGCUGACUGUGGCAGAUAGGUAACCAGCUUGAUACAAUGAAGGCGUGUGCACAUAUUUAAAGACAUGAUCUGCAAUAAAUUAAAUUCACAUUUAAAAAGCAAAGUUUUAGAAUAGAUCUUUAAAAUGAAAAUGAACAAGCAACCCUUCCCUGCCAAAAACAAUCCAAUAGACACACUGAAAUCUUAUUUACAGCAUAGAUUAUUCAGAUGUACAGUAGUUCAAUGAUUCCAUCACAUUGGUUACUAAGCAACAACUGAGUUUCUGCUCCAUUUCAAUUAGAGAAAUAACAGGAGACUGAAGGAAGUUAAUAAUAGGCUGAUGGCCAUGUGAUUAAGUGCUUACGAUGCAUUCAAUAGAAUACUCAGCAUACACAAUGCAUUAUUGAGACCAUGGUUCAAUGGUAUUAGGGUCAAGCAGCAUGGAGUGCAUCACUACUAUCGUGAGACAUGACUGACUGAUUGUGGGCAGUCUGUGGUCUACACACUCACAUGGGCUCAGGAAGUCACAGUAAUCUGUUACAUCACCCCUACAACGGCAGCAGUAAGCAAUGGGUCAACAAAAAAUGGCUGAGUUAAUCAUUUUACCACAACCCUGGAGAGGGAUAACAGAACAGGUGGCUGGCUGAUCAGUCAACACUGGGAGAGAAAGGACAAAACCUCAGUUGUUCUUGAGUAAGGAAUGAUUACCUCCAAUUGCUCUUUUUAUUACAGUAUAUUUUUCAAUUAAUAAAAAUCUUACAAUUCUAUAGAUACAGUAUACAAACAAAACAAUCUCAAUAAAAAGUGCACUUGCAGAGGAGAAAGAAACACGAAAAUAAAGCAGACAUUUCUUUCACACAAAAUGGGACCAGUCUUUCUCAGGUUGAUGUCACAGUGGCAUUUUGAUAGCCAUCUUCUUUAUGCUGGUUCAGUGUAACAGAUAAGCUGCUCUUAGUGGAGUGCUAACAGUAGCAUUGCUUAGGAAUUAGGUAUGGGUGCAUGGGGCCUGAAAUUCUUUAAUCUCCUGAUUCUAUAUGACAGUCAGAAAAUGAUAGGUGAUGAGGCAAGACUUUAUGUAAGACAUGUAAAAACAAAAAGUGCAGUUGAAUCUCACAGAACACAGCCUGGCCCUGUAACCUGAAUAUUUCCCACUAGUGACACUGAAACCAGUCUAGGUUCCUGUGACCGGUCUUUACAUGUGAAUGCAGAGCAGCAGAGAAAUGAAGAGGGCCGAGAUGGGGGUUACAUUUUGAGAGAUAACCUUUCCACCCCCAGGGCGCGAAAGAGCCAGAGAUUGAGACAGUGUAACCUUUACAUGGCAAAGGCAAGCAGUGACAUUAGAUAUGCAGCUGAUAAUGGGGAAUAACAAGUGGUCAUUGGGGUCCUUUGGAAAAUCAUAAGAAAAGACUGAACUGAAACCUUACUCACCCUUGUGCUUUGGACACGACCCGUAGGCCUUUCUGAGUGCCUCAUGGAGUGAAUCGAUUUCCCUUUGGGAGGUGCUAGUAAUGACAGUUUGGAGACAUGUGGACUGGGCGGGGGGGGUUGAAGGGACAGUAUACAUC
This is a messenger RNA of Coregonus sp. 'balchen', 24502 nucleotides long. NCBI's taxonomy places the organism in Eukaryota, Metazoa, Chordata, Actinopteri, Salmoniformes, Salmonidae. The record is from the annotation of a GenBank genome assembly.